AUGUCGGACAACGAGCCUGACCUUGAACUGGACCUAGAAGAAGAGUACGAUAGCAAUGACGACAUAGAGAUGGCGCAGCUAGAAUCUUUAGUAACCGACGUGGAGGACUAUAAAUACAAAAUACUGAGCCCAGAUAAAAUAGUCUCCGAGAUGAUAGAAAAAAUAAAAUCAGUGAACUUGAUUCUUCUAAUCCCUAGCACAACCGCCAGAAUUUUGUUGCACCACUUUAAGUGGGACGAAGAGAAGCUCUUGGAAGACUAUUUUUCCAAGGAUAGAGCCGCCAUCUUCAAGGCGGCUGGCCUAGUAGACCCUUCAAGUGUCUCAAAAUCUAAAGAACUCCCGUCAGAUUCAACAGAGUUCUGCGGAAUUUGCUUGAGUCCGUUUAUCAGGAGCUUGAUGACCGGCCUGGAGUGCGGGCACCGUUUUUGCGGCGACUGCUGGGCGAAAUAUCUCUCGGUGAAGGUGAUGUCAGAGGGGGAGUGCCUUUCCAUCUCCUGUCCUGCUCACAAGUGCGAGAUUUUAGUUGACGACACCUCCGCGAUGGCGCUGAUCAAGGAUUCCACGGUAAGGUCCAAGUACCAGUGCUUGAUAACGCAGAGUUUCGUUGAGUGCAACAGAUUAUUGAAGUGGUGCCCGGCUCCAGACUGCAACCGUGCGGUUAAAGUCCAGGAAGUGGAAUUUAAACCCGUAAAGUGUGUCUGUGGCCGUAGAUUUUGUUUCAAAUGCAGUGAAACGUGGCACGCGCCCAUUUUGUGCGAGUAUUUGAGAAAAUGGGUCAAGACUGCCGCUGAAGACUCGGCUACUUCCCACUGGAUCGGAAUUAACACCAAGGAAUGUCCCAAGUGCCACACGGCGAUCGAAAAAAAUGGCGGCUGUAACCACAUGACCUGCAGGAAAUGCAAAUAUGAGUUCUGCUGGAUCUGCAGUGUAAAUUGGGCGCACCAUAAUGUUAAUUAUAGUUGCAAUAGGUUUGAAUCUGCCGAAGCGCAGAAUGAACAGAUGAUCAACAGGUCCAAGCUCAACAGAAUCUUGUUUUAUUACGACAGAUAUGUCAAUUAUAAGAAGUCUUUUGAGAAAGAUAAUGACUUGUGCUUAAUUAUUGGCGAGACUAUAACCAAGUUCCAAGCUUUGGGCAUGUCCUGGAUGGAAGUUCAAUUUUUGACCAGGGCGCUGGAGGCGCUAAGACAGUGCAGGGUUACUUUGAUGUACUCGUACCCGUUUGCUUAUUAUAUAGAGCCUUGUAAUCAGAUGGACAUUUUUGUGGAUAAUCAGCGAGAUUUGGAGAUUGCGACUGAGGAACUGGCGCAAUAUUUGGAACGGGAGUUGCAGUAUGAUAGUGUGGUUGAGGUUAAGCAGAAGGUUAGGGACAAGACGGCUUAUUGCGAAGACCGGAGGAAGGUUCUGUUGGAUCAUGUUCAUGAAGGCUAUGACAAGGAUUGGUGGAAGGACAAUUCGCUUGCAUGA
This is a messenger RNA of Cotesia glomerata, 1464 nucleotides long. Its product is annotated as E3 ubiquitin-protein ligase ARIH1-like. The record is from RefSeq and is a predicted model, not a curated record. Lineage: Eukaryota; Metazoa; Arthropoda; Insecta; Hymenoptera; Braconidae. Gene Ontology annotation, molecular function: ubiquitin conjugating enzyme binding; ubiquitin protein ligase activity; zinc ion binding. The transcript has a single exon. Gene Ontology annotation, cellular component: cytoplasm; ubiquitin ligase complex; nucleus. Gene Ontology annotation, biological process: positive regulation of proteasomal ubiquitin-dependent protein catabolic process; protein polyubiquitination; ubiquitin-dependent protein catabolic process. The coding region runs from base 1 to 1464 and encodes 487 amino acids.